CUGUUGAAAGUUUACUUUUGUUUGAAUAUCAUUGCACAAAAAAUGAAAAUGCUUUGUUGUUGCUGUCCAAUAUCAAGAGGCAAUUUUUACUGAAGUUUAAGCUAGAUCGCCUAGAUUAAUAUCACUUUUUUGAAAAUAAAAAUGUAAAUAUUCCGAAGCUACGCAUGAGUUACUAUAUACGAUGCAUUUCUGCUUGUAUCAAAAUGGUGAAAAUGAUAUAUUUUAAAUUGUUGGUGAAAGUUUACGAAGUGAAAAUUGUCAAAUAUUUUGAUGUUAAUAGCUCUGUUUGAAUAUCCUGUCUAAGUGAUGUGUGUAUUAGAUACUUUGUUUGCUUAUUUCCAGUUUGAUUUGUGUCCGGUCACUGAUCUCUGUUGGUCUGGGUAUGGUUUUGCGCUUAAUUUCAUCAUUUUGCUGCUUUGAUCUUUUAUGCAUGCAUGGGCUCUGUUGGGGAAUCCAGUUGGUUUUGAUUGUAUAUAUCUACUUUGAUUUGUGAGAUUGUUGAAUUCAAAACUAUCUGAAUUCACCAACAGAAUGAAUAUUUAAAAACUAUUGCGAGGAAGCUGAGAAUGAACAAAUGGCAUUGAGGUGUAGUUGUGCCAAUGCUGCUUAAAAGAGAGAGAGAAUGAACAGUCAGUUAGUAGGCUUUCUGUCAUGAAGUCAGCUAGUAAAUUUUGGCUUAUGUAAUUUGUAUUGUCAGGUUAUUCUGGAAGACGACCCCUCUCAUGAUUCUGACUAGAUGCUUCCCUCUUUUUUCUUCCUUUCAGUUGUCCAAAUUGAUAUUGAUGGGCUUCAAAAUAAGUUCCUUCUCUAUUGUAUUAUGCACAGGAACUUCUGUAGAAGUGUGUUGUUGAUUAAUAACGUGACAUGUUUUCGAGCAUGCAUGUUUAUUAUGGAAUGAUUUGUAUGGUGAAAAGUGCCAACUUAAUUCCCUUGGAAGAAUGUGUUAGUAUAUAAGCAGAUCAUAUUGAGUUGUGGUCACCUCACAAAAUCUAGGUCAAAUUACGCCCAGAAGUAAAUUAAACAUACCUUUUGGUUCAUCGGCAGGGAGAUCCUCUGUCUGUGAAAGUGAACAAGCUGACUUCUACAAAGACACAACUUCCUUACUCGUUCUAUUCUGUUCCUUUCUGUCGUCCAGAAAAUAUAGUGGAUAGCAGAGAAAAUCUUGGAGAAGUGCUUCGUGGUGAUCGAAUUGAGAACUCCCCUUAUGCGUUCAAAAUGAGGGAACCAGAGAUGUGCCAUGUUGUUUGUAGGCUUGUACUUGAUGACAAGACUGCUAAGGAAUUUAAAGAAAAAAUUGAAGAUGAAUAUCGUGUCAACAUGAUCCUAGAUAAUCUGCCUUUAGUUGUUCCAGUUCGGAGGUUAGAGCAAGAAGCCCCUCCUGCCUAUCAACAGGGAGUUUAUAUUGGUGUAAAAGGACAAUAUGCUGGGAGCAAGGAUGAGAAGCAUUUCAUCCAUAACCACUUGACAUUCACUGUUAAGUACCAUAAAGAUUUGCAGACAGAUUCAGCCAGAAUUGUGGGAUUUGAAGUCAUGCCAUUCAGUGUUAAGCAUGAAUAUGAUGGAAAAUGGAGCGAGAAUACUCGUUUAACAACAUGUGAUCCACAUGCAAAGCGGACUGUAUCUAAUUCGAAUUCUCCUCAAGAGGUUGAGACUAACCAAGAAAUCAUAUUUACAUAUGAUGUUGAAUUCCAGGAGAGUGAUGUCAAGUGGGCGUCGAGAUGGGAUGCCUAUCUUCUGAUGGCUGAUGAUCAGAUCCAUUGGUUCUCGAUAGUAAAUUCUUUAAUGAUUGUGCUGUUCCUAUCAGGCAUGGUGGCGAUGAUAAUGCUGAGAACACUUUAUCGCGACAUUUCCAAGUACAAUGAACUGGAGACCCAGGAGGAGGCACAAGAAGAAACCGGAUGGAAACUAGUCCAUGCAGAUGUUUUCAGGCCUCCAAGUAACUCAGAUUUGCUUUGUGUCUAUGUUGGAACUGGUGUACAGUUUUUCGGUAUGAUGGUGGUGACCAUGAUGUUUGCUGUCCUUGGGUUUCUCUCCCCUUCGAAUCGGGGUGGGCUAAUGACCGCUAUGCUCUUGCUCUGGGUUUUCAUGGGACUCUUUGCGGGCUACUCUGCUUCCCGUCUCUAUAAGUUGUUUAAAGGUACAGAGUGGAAGAGAAUUGCUCUCAGGACAGCAUUUCUGUUUCCAGCUACUGUCUUUGCCAUCUUCUUCGUCUUGAAUGCACUCAUCUGGGGUCAAAAAUCAUCUGGGGCUGUGCCAUUUGGAACAAUGUUUGCUUUGGUGUUCUUAUGGUUUGGAAUAUCAGUCCCUCUCGUGUUUGUGGGCAGUUAUGUUGGUUUUAGAAAGCCAGCCAUUGAGGAUCCAGUGAAGACUAAUAAAAUACCCAGGCAGAUCCCAGAGCAGACUUGGUACAUGAACCCUAUCUUCUCAGUCCUAAUCGGAGGCAUACUUCCAUUUGGAGCUGUUUUCAUUGAGCUCUUUUUCAUUCUUACCUCAAUCUGGCUCAACCAAUUUUACUACCUCUUCGGCUUCCUCUUCAUUGUGUUUGUCAUUCUGAUAGUGACCUGUGCCGAGAUAACCAUCGUCCUAUGCUAUUUCCAGUUAUGCAGUGAGGACUACUUGUGGUGGUGGAGAUCCUACCUGACAUCAGGCUCGUCCGCACUUUACCUCUUCCUUUAUGCUACCUUCUACUUCUUCACUAAGCUUGAUAUCACUAAGCCUGUUUCUGGGAUCUUGUACUUUGGUUACAUGUUGAUUGCUUCAUAUGCAUUUUUCGUUCUGACUGGUACCAUCGGUUUCUACGCAUGCUUCUGGUUCACAAGACUCAUUUACUCGUCUGUGAAGAUCGACUGAUCACUCCCAGAUUCUCAGUUCCACUGCCCUUACUGGUUAUCAACAAGAUUGCUGUAGAAGAUCAUUACACUUGAAUAUCCAAGUACUUGUAUUCCUUUAGAAGUCAUCUUAAUUUGUCCACCAAUUUUUGAACAUAAGAUUAUUAUAAUAUUUUAGUAAAAUUUUCCAGUGGUAGUUCAGAUAAAAAGCUGUCUUUUUUGUUUUAUAGAGGUUUCCAGAUGCCAUGUAAUAUCUUACAACUUGUGAAGUAUUCCUUUACAACUUGGUUAAGUAGAUGUUUCUAUGUAACAA
Molecule: messenger RNA, 3141 nt
Organism: Nicotiana attenuata
Lineage: Eukaryota; Viridiplantae; Streptophyta; Magnoliopsida; Solanales; Solanaceae
Product: transmembrane 9 superfamily member 8
Exons: 7
Coding region: 1216-2850 (544 amino acids)
Biological process (GO): protein localization to membrane
Cellular component (GO): membrane
Source: RefSeq, a predicted model, not a curated record